Molecule: messenger RNA, 2252 nt
Organism: Ilex paraguariensis (yerba mate)
Lineage: Eukaryota; Viridiplantae; Streptophyta; Magnoliopsida; Aquifoliales; Aquifoliaceae
Source: the annotation of a GenBank genome assembly
UCUCUCUCUCUCUCACACACUCAGUUUUUAUUCAUUCAUUCUCAGAUGCGUUAUUGUAAAAAUCAAAAGCUUUUCGGAGUAGUUGGUUGAGUGACCCCCACAAUAAUGUCGUCAGGGUUCUCCGGCGCCGGAGUUCCGGACUUCUACACAGCCGGCGGAAGAUCCGUGUUGCCCAUGAGGAACCCUCUAGUUCCGUACAGAUCGCCUCUCGCCGGAAUGCUCCCCGACCAAGCUUCUCAGAUCAUUCACCGCCGAUCAGAUGUGAUCGGCAAACGAUCUCUUACAGAGUUUCAACAACAGCAUCAGUUUCAACAGCUGCAACAACAAGGAUUAGGGCUUUAUCUCAGGAACGUGAAGCCAAGAACGUAUCAGCACACGUCUCCUAUAUCUCCUCUCUCUCCUGUAGAUUUCGCAGCUUCUCUUUCAUCAGAAGCCUCUUCUCUUUCUUCUUCGUCUUCGGCGCCGAUGAGUACACGGCAUGGGUUUCCAAUUAUUCCGCAACUCCAGCCACAACCCAUCACUAACUUCGGCAACGGAAACAAUAGUAUGAUUCCUUCUAGUACCAACAAUUUCUCUAGUGUUUCGUUUCCAAAUUCGGUGCAAAACCAAGUUAUGGGUCAGGAGUUGUUAGGCCAGGAAUCGGAGAAGAAGAUGAUGAAUCGGCUUCAAGAGCUCGAAAAACAGCUCCUAGACGACAACGACGAUGAAAGUGGUGGUACUGUCUCUGUGGUCACCAACAGUGAGUGGUCCGAAACGAUUCAGAGCCUAAUCAGUCCGAGUCAGAAACCCAUUUCACCAUCUCCAACGUCAUCCUCUUCUUCAUGCUCGUCUUCUUCGGCUUCUCCACCAGUAACUUGUCCCAAACAGUCCAUAACCGAGGCUGCCGAGGCUAUAUCAGAAGGCAAGAUAGACGUUGCAGUGGACAUCCUCACGCGCCUAAACCAGGUUUCCAACGUCAGAGGCACUUCGAAGCAGAGGUUGACGGCAUACAUGGUGUCGGCAUUACGGUCGCGCGUGAACCCCACGGAGUAUCCACCAUCUGUCGCCCAACUUUACAGCGAAGAACACAUGGUCUCAACCCAAAUGCUCUACGAUGUAUCUCCAUGUUUCAAGCUUGGAUUCAUGGCAGCAAAUCUAGCUAUCCUCGAAUCUACAUCGGAUCAAACCCGUAACAAGCUUCAUGUUGUCGAUUUUGAAAUUGGUCAGGGUGGUCAGUACGUCCAUUUACUCCAGGCGCUAGCUGCGAGAAAAGCCGAUAAACCCAGUUUGUUGAAGAUCACGACUUUUGUGGACUAUGUCAAUGGCAGUGAAGAUAGGUUGAAGACCGUCGGAAAAGGACUGAAUUCUCUGGCGAGCAAAGUCGGAGUUGGUUUAACUUUUAAUGUUUUGAAUUUCAAAGUAUCUGAUCUGAGUUCUGAGGCAUUGGGUGUUGAAAAUGAUGAAGUUUUGGCCGUUAAUUUCGCAUUUCGGCUUUAUAAGUUGCCGGACGAGAGUGUCACGACUGAGAAUUUAAGGGAUGGGUUGCUCCGCCGUGUGAAGAGUUUGUCGCCGGCCGUGGUGACGGUGGUUGAGCAAGAAAUGAAUGCCAACACUGCGCCGUUUGUGGCGCGUGUCACCGAGGUGUGUGGUUAUUACGAGGCGUUGUUCGACUCGUUUGACGCGACUGUGCUAAUGGAUAACUCGGACCGAGUCAAGAUCGAAGAGGGACUGAGUCGAAAGAUGGUCAACUCGGUUGCGUGUGAAGGGAGGGACCGCGUUGAAAGAUGCGAGGUGUUGGGGAAGUGGCGGGCCCGGAUGAGUAUGGCCGGGUUCCAGGCCAAGCCAAUGAGUCAACUCGUGGCAGAGUCGCUACAUUCUGAACUCAACUCAGGACCACGUGGCAAUCCGAGAUUUACUGUGAAAGAACAGACCGCUGGGAUCUGCUUUGGUUGGAUGGGACGAACACUCACUGUCGCAUCUGCUUGGCGUUAAUACACUUUGGUCCCUUCUCUGAAAAGUAUUGUUAUUAAUUGCCAAAUAUAUUUUGUUAUUGUUGUAUUCACUUCGCUAUGAUAGAAAGGAGGUUGACCCACCAUUUGAAAAGCACAGGUUGUCAAAUCGAGUAGCUUUAUGUAAUGUUCAAAUUGUGUCUUGUGCCAAUCAAAUGGUUUUAGAUUCCAAUUAUUUUGUACUUGUAUCAAUUUUGUUUAAUUAGUGUACUAAAAUUUGUUGGAUGGUACCUAAUUUUCUCUCAUUCGGAUUUGUAACGCCUA